This is a messenger RNA of Haemorhous mexicanus (house finch), 890 nucleotides long. RefSeq names its product adenine phosphoribosyltransferase-like. Gene Ontology annotation, molecular function: adenine phosphoribosyltransferase activity. NCBI's taxonomy places the organism in Eukaryota, Metazoa, Chordata, Aves, Passeriformes, Fringillidae. The record is from RefSeq and is a predicted model, not a curated record. The coding region runs from base 101 to 688 and encodes 195 amino acids. The transcript has 5 exons.
GUGGGGGGCACCAGGCCGUGGGGAGCCCUGUGGAGGCUGGAGGUGGGGAAGUCUCACCCCCCUUCAUGCUCAGUGCUUGCAGCGCCUGCAGUCCCCACGCAUGGACCUGUGCCACGUCCCUGCCACCCGGGAGAAGGGCUGGUACCUGGCACUGAUGGCUCCCAACGUCAAAGGUCCCAACUAUGCCUGGCUGGACCCCUCCCGGCUCUACUGCCACCCGCAAGGCUUGCAGGACUGCGUGGCCGACCUGCUGCAGCCCUUCCAGGGAGAUGCCAUCGACAUGGUGGCCGGCAUUGACGCCAUGGGCUUCAUCCUGGGCGCUGCAGCCGCUGCCACCCUGCGGAAAGGCUUCCUGGCCAUCCGCAAAGCCGGGCACCUGUGCGUGCCGACGGAGGCACAGCCCUACAGCGACUACUCGGGCCGCCAGAAGCUGAUGGAGCUCCGCACCGACGCCAUCUCGCCCGGUCUGCGCAUCCUUCUGGUGGACCAGUGGGUUGAGACUGGGGGCACCAUGAGAGCGGCCAUCGAGCUGGUGGAGCGGCUGGGGGGGGUCGUGGCAGGUGUCGCUGCCAUCUGCAUGGAGAGCAGCGAGGGAGGGAAGUGGAUCCAGGAGCGCUACAAGUGCUCCCACUGUGUCCCCCCUCGCCUGCAGCCCCGCUUCGACCAGCACCAGUUUGGCUGGGACUGAUGUGGGACUGGCACCUCGUGUGUCCCCCCGAGGGGACUGGCUGCUGGCUCUACAGGACAGGAAUGAUCCUCAGUGGAAAAGGAGCUCAUCGUCAGUGGCAGCAUCCAUCCUCCUGCUUGCCUAUGAACCUGGGGGCUGCACCCAGGCACAGGGAGACUCACAGCCAGCCCCAGCCCCCAGACCCCAGACCCAGGUCUUUCUU